Coregonus clupeaformis (lake whitefish) is the source of this 3019-nucleotide messenger RNA. RefSeq names its product mRNA decay activator protein ZFP36L2-A-like. Lineage: Eukaryota; Metazoa; Chordata; Actinopteri; Salmoniformes; Salmonidae. The record is from RefSeq and is a predicted model, not a curated record. Bases 247 to 1488 code for a protein of 413 amino acids. Gene Ontology annotation, molecular function: metal ion binding; mRNA binding. The transcript has 2 exons.
UAUAUCCAUGUGCAGAGGAAAAGUAGUUAGUGAAGCAGUCUGGCUCAGCGCUUCUCUAAGGAAGAACCUACAACACAAGGAACUUUCACCUACUUGUUGUUUCAUCUCUACCACUGGAAUUGCACAUUCGUUUUUCAGAACGUUCUAAAACCAGUUGAGGCACAAUUUACAACAGUUGCCUCGUGCAUUGAAGGAUCCUGGUUGGUCCUCUAUGAGAGCUACUGUGACAGAACUUCAGAAAAAGAGAUGUCUGCAACCAUCUUGUCCGCUUUCUACGACAUCGAUAUGCUUUACAAGCAAGAUAAAAGCAUGAACAUGAACGCUAUGAAUCACAUCAAUAGCAUACUGGACAAGAAAGCGGUGGGGGCUCCAGUGACUACACAUAGCUCCAACAGUUCUUUCACGCCGGGUUUUUUCCGUAGAAACUCGACCACCAACAUGGAAGCAAUGACCAACAACAGCAACAAGUACUCAACCAACUCCUACAGUAAUUUGAUGGAGAACACAACGAGCAGCAGUACUGCCAUUAUGAACAAGGAGAACCAGUUCCGCGACCGGACAUACAGCGAGAACGGGGACCGUAGCCAGCAGCUGCAGAUCGUGCAGCAGAAGCCAGGCUCUCAGAUCAACUCCACCCGCUACAAGACAGAACUCUGCAGGCCCUUCGAGGAGAACGGAGCGUGCAAAUACGGAGAGAAGUGCCAGUUUGCGCACGGCUACCAUGAGCUGAGGAAUUUGUCUCGUCACCCUAAGUACAAAACCGAGCCCUGUCGCACUUUCCACACUAUUGGCUUCUGCCCCUAUGGUCCCCGCUGUCAUUUUAUCCACAACGCUGAUGAGCGAAGACCCGCUCCAAGCAACGCCAACGUGCAGGUGGAACCCAAGUCAGCCCGCGAGCUCUGCGGCUAUGUUCAAAGCGAUGUUGUGCCACAGCAAGUCGGGUACAACCGGGACAGACCAAAGCUUCACCACAGCCUGAGUUUUUCAGGUUUUUCCAGCCACCACGGACUUGAGUCGCCACUGCUCGAGAGCCCCACGUCCCGCACACCACCACCCCCCUCAAACUCCUCUUGCUCUCCCAACUAUUAUGAGGACGUACUGUCUCCCAACUCCAUGUCUUGUGUGAACAGUGCAUUCAAUUUUCCUGGCCAUGAUCUGAAAGCCUUACUUGCUCCCCUGGCCGUGCAUACGCAGAACGGCUAUGGCAACAACCAUUUCAAUGGUGCCUACUACGGGAACAUUCAAGCCAACAUGUGCCCCCCUUCUCCCCCAUCAUACAAUAUGAGCCACUUGCAGUCCCUGCGCCGCCUCAACGAAUCACCGGUGUUCGACUCCCCUCCUAGCCCACCCGACUCCCUCUCAGACCGGGAGAGUUAUGCGAGCGGGUCCCUCAGCUCUUCUGGGAGUCUUAGCGGCUCUGAGUCUCCAAGUUUGGAUGCUGGGAAACGUUUGCCAAUCUUCAGCAGGCUGUCGAUUUCUGAUGACUAAACAUCCUAUCAUGUUAUUUUCAAUGGAUGAAAUUUGUCCUUGACAUGGCAUUAGUUAUUUUUCCUUUUUGUAAAGAUAGCUGUAUAAAAGUAGAUACCAACAGAAGGCAUUCCAUCGGUGACUUAAUUAUUUUAUUUUUUUUGCUGCAAGUAAGGGCAGUCUGUCUCAGGCAAGCCACACUUCCCUGGGAUAGAUGUGUACAAGACUUGACACGAGACUGUAAAGCAGUUUCAGAUUUCUUCCAUCCUGCCAAGAAAUGCCUUGACACAAUGAACUUUCUUUUCUUCUAAGUAUGUGUUCCUUUCUGAAAGUUUAAACUUCCAUUCCAGAACUUUAAUCUGUUUCACAGCGCCACGCAGUGGUUUGUUUGAUUUAGUAUAGUUUGUUGCUUAGUUGAAAAGCAUUCAGAGUUAGGUUUGUUUGGGGAAAUCACUGCUGAUGGUUGAAAAUGUAUAUAUACAUUUAUAUAUAUAAUUUUUAGCUGUUUUGAGUGAUUACAUAGCAGUGCGUAACUGGCUAUGAAAUAUUUAACUUAUUUAUUAUCUUGUGAAAAGUAUAGGCUAUACGUUGGUAAUUUGUGUCCAUACUGUAUUUAUCAAGUAUGAUGAAGCAAUAGAUCUAUAUUCUUUUAUGUUUAAAUUAUGAUUGCCAUUAUUAAUCUGCAUAAAGUGGAGUAUGUUCUUUUCACAGUAAUAUAUAUUGUUUUUGGUCUCCUUUUGUAACUUCACUUGGUUAUUUUUAUUGUAAAUGAGUUUUAAAAAAUCUUAAUUUAAGAGAACGUAUGUGAUAUUUAUUUCAUACAUUUUGUUUACGUUUAUUAAAACAAAAGUUUGCGUGAUUUGCUGUUUGUUCUGAGGUUGCUUGUAAGAGCUGUGGAAGGUGUUUUGAGAAUCCUUAUCUAGAUGUUUCUGUAGAAUGUAUAAACAAUGUGGUUGUGCAGACCGUCCAAACCUGAGCUAGCCUUGUUUUUUUAUAGAUCAGACUCGGUGACAAAGAACCCAAGUAAAUAAAUUAACCAAAAAAGUAUUUUGUUUUCUUCUGUUUGUAUGAGGUCACACUGUGAUUCCAGCCACGUGCUAAAGAAUGUAGCAAUCCCUUGUGCCCCAGUAUUAUUGUGUAGUGCCUACAGGGUUCACCAUCUUACAUGCCUUAAUAUUAACCAAAUAAAGUAUUUUUCCUACAUGUAUCUUUUACACAAGUUUAAUUGAAUGUAGUGUUGGAGCUGAAUUACUUUUGAAAGUUGUUACCACUUAUAAGACCUUGGGACAACCAUUAAUUUUUUUUUAUUCCUCAUUCCUCUACUCUUGAUUUUGUUUGCUUUUUUCCCUUUGAUAUUGACUAGUUCAGGGGAUGCGCACUAUGUACUUUUUGACUACUUUAUCAGAAGUAAAGCUUUUUGAAUGUAACUAAAAACGGACAAAAAGACAAGUUGUAAUUAUUUUUGGAGAGUCAGUUCACUACAAAUUGAGUGAGACUUAACUUUGUACUGUACAUUUUUGUAGUUCUCCCAAUAAAAUCAUUUUGAAAAUAG